Messenger RNA from Peromyscus leucopus (white-footed mouse), 1272 nucleotides. RefSeq names its product V-set and immunoglobulin domain containing 2 (gene Vsig2). NCBI's taxonomy places the organism in Eukaryota, Metazoa, Chordata, Mammalia, Rodentia, Cricetidae. Bases 217 to 1206 code for a protein of 329 amino acids. The record is from RefSeq and is a predicted model, not a curated record. The transcript is spliced from 7 exons.
AGCUUCAGAAAUUAGGGGGGAAAUUAGGGAGGAAGAAGUAUCCCAUAAUCAGGCCUGGAGGAGGGAGGAGCAUUUCCCUUACCUGAGGGUGCCCGCCUCUGCCCUUGUUUGCUCAGAGAUAGGCAGUCUCUCUCCUGCCCAGCACAAGGCGGCUGCCCUUCGGGUUUUCCUAGACCCUCACGUCCUCCAGACUUACCGACGACAGCACCAGGAGACAUGGCUUGGGCCCUGGCGGGGGCUUUCCUCUGCGGACCCUUGCUGGGCUUCCUGUGCCUGAGCGUCCCAGGGCUAGCCGUGGAGGUGACUGUGCCCGCUGAGCCACUGAGCAUGCCAAUGGGCAAGACAGCCGAGCUGAGCUGCAGUUACAGGACGUCGGUGGGAGACAGCUUCGCCUUGGAGUGGAGCUUUGUCCAGCCUGGGAGGCCCAUCUCCACAUCUCUUCCAAUUCUGUACUUCACCAAUGACCAUCUGUAUCCCACCGGCUCCAAAGCAGAUCGGGCCAGCCUUCUCCACAACCCCCCCACAGGAGGAGUGGCUACCCUGAAACUGACUGACCUCCGCCCCUCAGACACUGGAACCUACCUCUGCAACGUUAACAACCCACCAGACUUCUACACCAAUGGGUUGGGGUUAAUCAACCUUACUGUGCUGGUGCCCCCCAGUCACCCACUAUGCAGCCGCAGUGGGCAAACCUCUGUGGGAGGCUCCGCUGCCCUGAGAUGCAGCUCCUCUGAGGGAGCGCCCAAGCCAGUGUACAACUGGGUACGUCUCGGAUCUUUUCCUACACCUCCUCCUGGCAGCAUGGUUCAAGAUGAAGUGUCUGGCCAGCUCACUCUCACCAACCUCUCCCUGACCUCCUCUGGCACCUACCGUUGUGUGGCCAGCAACCAGAUGGGCAGUGCCUCCUGCGAGCUGAACCUCUCAGUGACUGACUCAUCGGAAGGCCGAGUGGCCGGAACUCUGAUUGGGGUGCUCCUGGGUGUGCUGCUGCUGUCAGUGGCUGCAUUCUGCCUAAUCAGGUUCCAGAAAGAGAGGAAAAAGGAACCCAAGGAGACAUAUGGGGGAAGUGACCUUCGGGAGGAUGCCACGGCUCCUGGGGUUUCUGACCAAGCCUCUGUGAGGGCCGAUUCCAGCAAAGGGCUCCUGGAGAAGUCCCCAUCCACCAGCACCGUGACGACCAAGUCCAAACUCUCUAUGGUUGUCUGACUUCUGAUCCCUGAAGGGGUGGUGAGGGGGGGAUGUUAAUAAUUAAAGCCGUUGGGUACCAUGUUA